This is a messenger RNA of Esox lucius (northern pike), 5932 nucleotides long. RefSeq lists its product as uncharacterized. The record is from RefSeq and is a predicted model, not a curated record. Gene Ontology annotation, molecular function: DNA-binding transcription factor activity, RNA polymerase II-specific; DNA binding. The coding region runs from base 158 to 4942 and encodes 1594 amino acids. Gene Ontology annotation, biological process: regulation of transcription by RNA polymerase II. Gene Ontology annotation, cellular component: nucleus. The transcript has 12 exons. Lineage: Eukaryota; Metazoa; Chordata; Actinopteri; Esociformes; Esocidae.
UGUUAUUUUAGUUUAACUAAGUUUUCUUUAUUUAUUAUCAUACAUCUUCAUAUGGAAGCAGCUUAUAUCCAAUCAAAACCCAGUAUAUGAGUUGUUGUAGUAAGUCAACCUAUCCGCUAGUAGGAUCUUUGAUUAUGUGCAAGGUAAACUAGCCAGUAUGGCGGAUGGGGAAAGUGAUUUGGAAACAGACAGGUUAGAAUUGGAACUGGAGACUUUGUACAUAUACUCUAACGACAACUGUUCAGUGCAAAGCAAGGAAUAUUGCUAUGAGUUUUGUAAGCUGGUGGAGGAGCAUACCGAGAGAUUGCAGGUGCCUCUGCCCCAGCUGAAGGUGCUGCGGACGGCUCUUACCUGCUUCACCAGAGCCACUUCUGCGUACCCCGACGAUUGUCAGCAUGUCUGCUAUGCUCUCAGCAGUCUAGCAUUGAGCUUUUUUGAGCUGAUGCUGUUCUUUGGUAAAGAAGAGUUUCAAGAGGCUCCAUUGAAGGACAUACUUGCUUCAUUUCAGGCCUGCCACCACCGCCUGCUGAGACACAGGAACAUUUACCUGCUGCAAGUGAGGCAAGUAAUCAAAGAUGGUGGACCCUGGGAGAGACCGACUCUACAGGCAAUCCUGAAAGACACUGGUAUCACACAAACAGAAGUGGAGAAGUAUCUGAGCUCAGAGAAGCCUGUGUUCUUUGAGCUGCGUGUUCGCUACCUGCAGGCUUGUGAGCGUGUGCAGGAAGCUAUGGCCCUGGCUAAGAGCUGCUUGGAGCACCCAGUGGUGGGAAGGCACCUGUUCUUUCACCAGGCCUAUCUCACUUGCCUGUAUAAGGCCUCGCUGCACGAACACCUGAACAAAGAGAUAGCUGAGCUAGAUGGCAGAGAUGCUGUAGAGAUCAUUUGUAACACAGAGAGCCAAGAAAAAGAUGAGCUGCUGCUUUCUCUGUGCAAAGCCUUCCUCAGUCAACAGCUACACAAUGGAGACAUGUACUACAUCUGGGAUCUGGUGUUCCUCUGGAGCAGACUGUACCUCAGGGCCCAUCCCUCUAAGCAGAGCUUUCUGUUUGAGUGUCGUCAGCUGAUGCUCUCCGCCAUCAAUGCCAGAGCCAUCUUCCCCUUCAUCAAAGUGAUCACUGCAGAGAUGGGCAGUGAGGGAGUGCCGCUGUGUGUGGAGCUUUGUGCUACAGCGCUGCAGACAGACCUCCAGUCUGACCCUGUGACACGCUGCCUGCUGUGUAAGGCCAUCGCCUUCCUGCUCCCCAGCGACCUGGAGGUGUGUCGCCUCUGUGCCCUGCUGGUGUUUUGCCUGGAGCGCAGUGUGGAGGCCUACAAGACCGUGUAUCUGCUCUACACACACCCCGAUGAGGAGCCCCACCACACCCCUGUCAGAACCAACAUCCGCUUCUAUGUCCUACAGGUGCUGAAGGAAGGGCUGUUCUUUGACCCAGAGUUCUGGAAUCUGCUCACACUGAGAACACACUGCCUGGAGUUGAUUACUGACAAGGCCAUGAGAGACGCUCUUAACGAGCUGAGGGAGGAGGAGGAGUGGGAGCAGGUGGAGGAGGAAUGGAUUCCCAGUUACUGGAUGGAGGAGGAGACAUGCAGAAUACACACCGAUUCCCCACAUCUCCACGUGAAUGCCAACACGGCACUGGAGAGCUGUAAGACAACAGACCCGGCGCCUGGAGAGGGAGAGGGUGGGGACCUCCCUGUAAGGAGGAGGAAGAAGAGAAGGUGGAUGAGGAGAACGAGGUGUAGGUCUGAUGUCGACUGUGCUGAUGAUCCGGAUAUUAAUUUGUCCGUCAAACACAAUCACAGUUUUGAAAACUCUGUUAAGCCGCCUGCCAACCGGCAAAGGGAAUACCUGGCCAGGCACGUAAAGAACAAAAUCCUUAAGAGGCGCGGCAGAAAACCAAGAUGGCUACUUCUGGAGGUGACCAGACAAACCGAGAACAAGUCCCAGAGGGGGACCAGGGUGAAGGGAAGGGAGGGAAUGAGAUUGAGAGGACCACCAGGUAUUGAAGAGAGGAGGGACGGAGGGGAGGAUAAAAGUGAGAGAGAAGUGGUAAAGGGGGAAGGGGAAAAAAGGGGCCGUAAAAAGGUGGACAAGAUAGAGAGGAGGCAGAUAAGGGAGGGCAAGAGACCUUACCGUAGGACUGUACCUGGCAUGGAGCUGUCCUUCCCUGAAAACGAAGUGCCUGUGGACCAGGAGGUGGUAGAGAACAGUCUAGAACCCAGUUUUAGUAUUAAACAGCAGUACAGUGAUUCUGAAAAAUACGUUAACAUGGGACAGCCUAAUGGUCUGUAUGCUGAAAGACCGUUUAAGUGUGACCUGGAAACAAAUGUACAGCCUUUAGUGUUAGAGCCUUCUGUGAAAGAGCCUUUAGAAAGGGAUCCUUCGGUUGUAGAGCCCCUAGAAGCUCAGCCUUCAGUGGUACGGACUUUGGGAGUUGAGCCUUCAGUGGAAGAGCCUUUGGAGGUUGAGCCUUCAGUGGUAGAGCCUUUGGAGGUUGAGCCUUCAAUGGUGGAGCCUUUGGAAGUUGAGCCUGCAGUGGUAGAGACCUUGGAAAUGGAACCUUCAGAGGUAGAGCCUUCAGGUGUAAAGCCUUUCGACUUCAAAUCUUCAGAGGUAGAGCAUUUUGAUGUAGAGCCUACAGACCUGGAGACUUCAGACUUAACGGUUUUAGAAGGUCCCAGCAUGCAGACCGAUCCAGAGCUGGACGGUCCAGCCUUGGAGAUGGAGGAGUGCCCACUGAAACUGUUCCACAUGUACUCCAAAAUCUCUAAAGUGACGGAUGCUAAGGAACUAACUGUGACAGAGGGUGAUGCCACAGUGAUAGAGGCGGGGCUAGAAACCAACACUCAGGAUGAGGGCCCACCACCAGACAAGGCUCCAGGUCGUUCCAAGCACCUACGCUUCCACUGCAGCCACUGCCAGAAGCUCUACAAGGGAGGCAAUGUGGUGAGACACACCCUGGCUCACCUGAAGCUAAGACAGACCAGGCUCAGCUGUGUCUUUUGUGGAAAACACUUCAGACGGUACAAUCACGCCAAGGAACAUGUUCUAGAGCACAUAGAGGAACUGAGAACCUCCGUGCUCAAUAGCAAGAUCAAACCUGCUGUUAAUGGGGAUGCAAAGGUUAUGGAGAAGCUUAAUCAUGCUCCAGAGAAUGAGACUAAACCCAGUGACAAUGUGACUGAUUCUCCGUCUCUGGCGGACCAGUCUCCCAAACCCAGACGUGCUAAAGUCAAGCCAGUGGUCAGCAAGCAGAGUCGAAUCAUCCAGAACCUGAGAAACCUGAUCAAAAAGACCCAGAAUCUGAAGUGUAAAAAAGACACGGAUAACCAGCAGGUGGAGGUGAAGGACGAGCAGGUGACCGUGAAGGACAAAGUGGUGAUCGUAAGAGACGUGGAGUCGGAGAAAGAGAGCCAGGGCGGGGAGGAGGAGGAGGAGGGGAAACAGAAGCAGUACCACCUGUGCCCCGCCGAGGGUUGUGACAGCAUCUUUACCAGGAUUGGCCCGUCGCUGCUGAGGCACGCUGCUACCUACCACAUGGAAGACUCUGCUGUCCUGGAGAAGACUUUCCAGUGGGGGAAGGGGAAAUGCCUGAUCUGUCAGAGGAUCCUGUUGGUGUUCGAGCACUACAGAGACCACAUGAAGGUUCACAAUGCUCCACUGAAACAGGCCUGCCCUCACAUAAACUGUAGCCAUCGCUUCAAGACCGUCCAGGAGCUCAAAGACCACAUGGACACCCACCGGCCACUCCAAGCCCCCUGUGGUUACUUGGGCUGUGGGAAGAUCUUCUUUACGAUCCCCUCUCUCCAUGAACAUGAGUGGAGACAUUACACCCAGCCCAAGUCUAAAGAGGAGGUAAUUGUGUCCAAAGGGAUGAGCCCUGACGGUGAAGCCCCCUGGAAACAGAGGGUGAAGAGCCAGGAUAUGACCGUGCAUGGCUGGAGGGGACAAAGAGAGACACCAACUCCUAAAUCCAGGCACUCUGAUCCACAUGAGAAGUGCAUUCACUGUAGCAGGUACCUUUGGAACCACCAACACUUUGUCGACCACAUUAAGAUCCACGAUGCCCCCCUGAAGCAGUUGUGUCUCCACCUGAACUGUGGCCAGCGUUUCUCCAGAACCCAACUGCUCUGGGAGCAUAUGGACACCCACCGGCCUCUCCAGGCCCUCUGUGGGUACCCUGGCUGUGGGCUGACCUUCUCGCGCCUCCCUUUGCUCCACGACCACGAGUGGCGACACUACAGUAAAGACAAGCCCCCAGAACCAACCGGAAAGGAGACUCUGGCGGGGGACACCAAUGGCAACAACGACGGCCACAUGGAGACUUCAGAUACCGGCGGUGCUGCCGUCACCACGCCAACGCAGCACACACCACCGAAACCCAUCAACGGCUGUGAUGGAGAGGACAACAAAGACCAAGCCCCUGAGACAGCCGACCCUGCCAUGUCCCAAAUCGCCACAAACACAAUCCCCCCUGCCAGAAUCCUCCAGACGUUCACCGAGACCAUGACCAUGAGGGAAGUGGACAAUAUCAUCACUUUGGCCCAGGUGAUGCCCGGUGGCGAGGAACCAGUCAUUGCAGAACACAAAACUUUCAAACCAGAGGAUCCUUCCUACUUACCCCUGGCCAAAGCUCCCCUCAUCCGCCCACCCCCCUCCACGUACCUAAACGAGGCAGCCCUGAGCAUGCGCAAGCGCAGGAAGCCCGGCGAAGCAGCUUCUGAAGGGCUUGUCAAAAAGAGCAAGGCCGCGGUGAAGAGUGUGCUGGGGAAGAAGAACGUUCCGGAAAGGGCUGUGGCUGAGAAGGAGGUCCCUCCUCAGAGACAGCGCUGCUCCAAGUGUUUCUCCUCCUUCACCAGUCCCGAGGACCUGGAGAAGCACAUCUCCCUAAACACUUGCUCGUCCCUCUUCAGCUUUGACUCCGAUGAUGACAGUAAGUAGCACGUAUGGGAGUGACGCUUCAGCUGGUGAUCGGUUAUGGGAACCAAAUGACAAUGACACGAGUCCUGGCCAAUACACAAUGGCUGCUUUAAAAAAAUGUAAUGACCGUACUUGUUUUGUACAUUUUAGAAAUGUAGCAGAUGGUCCUAUCCAGGAGAGAGGGGGAGUGUGUGUGUGUGUUUUUAAAGCAAGUAUUUGUUCAUGCAAAACUUAAUUUUGAUCCUCUCCUUCCCAGGUUAGUGGUGGAGGACUGGAGUGAAAGUUUUUUUUGUGGUGGGGAAGAGUGUUGAUGUUAGGCACUACAGAGACUUCUUGAAGCUCCACAGUGCUCUUCAGGUGUGUUCUGUCUGUCCUCUGAACUGGACCCAUCACAGGCAAUACUAGCACACAUUCAGCUCUGAGAGCUGUAGGGCCAGUUCCAUGGCAGACUAUUGGCACUACAUCCUACUACAUUCUUUAAUCAGUGUUAAUACUGCAAUACACUGUACAUAGGUCUAGACCAAACAGUUCUGCAUUUCAGUAAUUGCCAACCCUCAUUAAAAUACUUUCAGUAAGUAUUGUAAAAUCUCAGUAUGAAGAUUCAUACUGUAGAUAGGUGUUUCAAAAGUACUUUGAAAUAUAUUCAGUUUAACCUAUGUUUUAGUUCAGACAUAAAAUCUGACAUUUUGGGGUCAAUGUUAUUCAGUAUUUGAACAGAAUUUUUAUAAUGCCAGAAAUGAAAAACAGUUUCACAGUGUAUUAGAAACUGGUCAUCUAUGCAUUUGAUGACAAUUAUUUUGUAAAAGAGCAUUAAGAUGAAUGGGGGAAAGAAAUCACUGUUAAUGAACUGAUAAUGUGAUGAAUGAUGUGCACUUACCUGCAUUGGUCAUUUAUAUGAACCAAUGUUGAUAUUUAUUAAGUUUGUACUUAAUGUAAAAAUAUCCUUCUCAAUUACUCUAUUUUUCUUAAAGAAAAAUUACUGACUUUGUUUUCAAUAAACAAUUUCCACUA